AUGACAGGUAUCGCAAAGCGUAUAAUGAUGUGUCGACCAACACAUUUCGAUGUGAAUUAUUCGAUAAACGCUUGGAUGAAAAUCAGCAGCCGAGUCGAUAAGAAAAAAGCCCUAAAACAGUGGGAGAUUCUGAAAAGUACCGUGGAGAAGUGUGGAGCAAAAGUGGAAGUUAUGGAAUCGGAAGAUGCCAGGGGUUAUCCGGAUAUUGUGUAUUGUGCGAAUGCGGGGUUGGUGAGAGGUGAUCGAGUGUAUUUGUCGCAUUUUGCGACGCCGGAGAGGUUGGGCGAAUUUGUGUUUUAUGGACGAUUUUUUGAGAAGUUGGGAAUGAAGACGUAUUAUAACAAGGAGAUUAUACAUGAGGGUGAGUACUGUAGAUCAGAGAGUUCUAUUGUCGAGCAGCCGAGCCUAGAAAUGCUAGUCGUCAAGAGCCAGCGCCUAGAGAUCCGCUCUGUCAAGGAACCACUCCUAGAGAGCCUAUACAUCAAGUAGCAAAGCCUAGAGAUCCACUCUGUUAAAAAGCUGAGCCUAGAGAACCUGAUUGUCUAGGCACCGCGCCUAGAAAUCCACUAUGUCAAGGAACCGCGUCUUGAGAGUGUAUGUGCCAAGUAGCCAAGCCUAGAAGUUCCAGCUGUCAAGUAGCUGAGCCUUGAGAUCCACUCUGUCAAGGAGCUGAGCCUAGAGAAUCUAUACGUAUAGGAGUCGCGCCUUAAGAUCCACUAUGUCAAGUAGCGGAGCCUAUAGAGCCUAGUUUUCAAGUGGCUGAGCCUAUAGAACCUUAUUUUCAAGUAUCCGCGCCUAAAGAUUCACUCUAUCAAGGAACCGUGUCUUGAGAAAUUCUGUGCCAAGUACUCCCGCCUAGACAACCUAUUCGUAUAGGAGUCGCGCCUAAAGAACCACUCUGUCAAGGAGCCGAGCCUAGAAAUUCUAAUUGUCAAGGAUCCGCUCGUACAGAGCCUAAUCCUCAAGUAGCUGAGCCUAGAGAACCUGAUUUUCUAGGACCCACUUCUGGAGAGUUCCAUUGUUCAGCAGCCGAGCUUACAAAUCCUAAUUGUCAAGGAACCGCUCCUAGAGAGCCUAUUCCUCAAGUAGACCUGCCUAGAGAUCCAAUCUGUCAAGGAGCCGCAUCUUGAGAGCUUCAAUGUCAAGUCACCAACCCUAUAAGUUCAAGUUGUCAAGUAGUCGCGCCUAAAGAACCACUUUGGCUAGGAUUUGAGCCUAGAAAACCAAUUCGUAUAGGAGUCGCUCCUAUAGCCACUCUGGCUAGGACCGGCGCCUAGAGAGCCUAUUCCUCAAGCAGCCCUGCCUAGAGAUCCAUCCUGUCAAGGAGCUGAGCCUUGAGACCUUCACUACCAAGUAGCCGCGUCUAGACACCCUAUUUCUUCCAGGAACUGGCGAUGCUCUCUGGUUCGGAAAAGGUAUGAACUAUUUGCUGAGUGGAGUUGGACCGCGAUCCGAAGCCAAAGCUUGCGCCGACAUCCAAAAGAAGCUUUCAACAAAAAAUGACAAUUUCCAAGUUGUAGCAGCCCGAUUAGUUGAUCCAAGGUACUUAAAUCCUCCACGCGCUCCACCGAAAUAAACACGCAACGCAGACCGCGUCGCGCCACAAAACAAGGGAACGAUUUUUGUGUGUGUUGUGACGCGGCGCGGUCUGCGUUGCGUGUUUAAUUCAAAAAUCCUUCAGAUUCUAUCAUGUUGACACGUGUUUCUGCCCACUAGACGAAGAACUCGCGAUGUGUUAUAAACCCGCAUUCGAUUCAACAUCUCAACACAAUAUUUCAAACUACACUGAAAUUCUUCCGAUUCCCGAAGAAGAUGCGAAACGUUUCGCUUGCAAUUCAGUAGUUAUCGGGAAAAAUGUGAUAAUUCACCGGGGUUCGGAGAAAACGGAGAGACUUUUGGAGAAGAAUGGCUUCACGGUACAUCCCAUUGA
This is a messenger RNA of Caenorhabditis angaria, 1930 nucleotides long. Lineage: Eukaryota; Metazoa; Nematoda; Chromadorea; Rhabditida; Rhabditidae. The record is from the annotation of a GenBank genome assembly.